Molecule: messenger RNA, 2625 nt
Organism: Nymphalis io (European peacock)
Lineage: Eukaryota; Metazoa; Arthropoda; Insecta; Lepidoptera; Nymphalidae
Gene: MICU3
Product: calcium uptake protein 3, mitochondrial
Exons: 11
Coding region: 28-1500 (490 amino acids)
Biological process (GO): calcium import into the mitochondrion; mitochondrial calcium ion homeostasis
Cellular component (GO): uniplex complex
Molecular function (GO): calcium ion binding
Source: RefSeq, a predicted model, not a curated record
GUUCAUAACUAGCUAUCCCUUUCUAACAUGUCAAUCAGCUGUUCUACCAACAUGGCCACGUUAAGCCGUACAUCAGGAAAAUUAUUACGAAAAGUACAGUUUUUACCAAUUUUCUCGCGUAAUUUCAGUUCAGUGAAGUGUAACAAAUUUAAUAAAUAUGUGUGGAACACCUGUGCCUGUGUUAUCGGAGGUGGUAUUUUGUUAUACACCACUAAUGUCAAGAAUAGAGGAAUCGUCUACGCUCUCAAAGCAAAGCAACCGGAAGAACUGAUGAAGUCCGUGAAGCUGACGUCACGCGAGCGUCGCUUCAUCAAAUUUGCGAGCGUGGAGUACGGGGGCCAGCUGUACAUGACGCCGCAGGAUUUCCUGGAGUCCGUCGUGGAGCAGGAGCCGAGACCACGUUUGAAACGGCGCAUCCUCACGACUAAAGAGAUUGAGCAACUGCGAGACCAGGUACCGCCUCUGAAGAAAGGCUCCUCGCAGAUGUUCCGCAGCAUGAGGGAUAGAGGGAUCAUCUCGUACACCGAGUACCUAUUUCUUCUAUCCAUCCUCACGAAGCCAGCUUCAGGGUUCGAGAUAGCGUUCAACAUGUUCGACACGGACGGCAACCAGAGAGUCGAUAAAAACGAGUUUCUAGUCAUACAGCGCCUGCUCGGCGGCACGCUGAAGGAGCGAAAGGAUUUGGACGUCCACACCGAGAAGGCACUGCUUACUCUAGUGUCGUCCAGCGAGCUCAAGCAGAAGGUGGAGCAGGUUGAAAGAAACCCUAGGCCGAAGCUGACUGUAAUGGAGAAGAUCUUUAGUUACGCGUGGAAAGGCAAGCGCGGCAUGGCCGUGGAGGAGGAGGAGGGCCAGGGGCCGCAGGAGAACUACAUCAACGACGACCAGGGGCUGCAGAGGCGGCACAACGUUGACACCCUCCUACAGGUCCAUUUCUUCGGCAAGAAGGGCACAAACGACUUGAAAUUUGAGGGGUUCAGGCAGUUUAUGGAGAACUUGCAGACCGAGGUGUUAGAGCUGGAGUUCCACGAAUUCGCGAAGGGACACGAAACGAUAUCUGAAGUGGACUUCGCGAAGAUCCUGCUGCGCUACACGUACCUGGACACGGACGAGUACGACAUGUACCUGGACCGACUGCUCGACCGCGUCAAGGACGAGCGCGGCAUCACCUUCGAGGAGUUCAAGACAUUCUGCCAGUUCCUCAACAACCUGGAGGACUUCACCAUCGCCAUGCGCAUGUACACGCUGGCCGACCACCCCAUCUCCAAGGAGGAGUUCCAGCGCGCCGUCCGCGUGUGCACCGGCCAGGAACACUCGCCGCGCCUGGUGGCCACCGUUUUCGCCAUCUUCGACGCCGACGGCGACGGCCGCCUCAGCUACAAGGAGUUCAUCGCCAUCAUGAAGGACCGCCUGCACCGCGGGUUCAAGUCGUACGCGAAGAACGAGGGCUGGGACGCGUUCAAGUCUUGCGUCAAACAAGAGAUGAAGAGCGCCGUGUGAGCGACGCACGCACACACGCGCACACGCGCACGCGCGCACACGCACGCGCGCACACGCGCACACGCGCCGGCUGGUGACGUCUCGCCAAACUCAUUAUCGAUCUCAUACUUGUUUACAUAACCGCACUUACAGAUAUUUCUAUUUCAAUUAGAUAAAGAUCAAAUACAACACUCGUUAAAUUAUUUUUAGAAAUUUAAAGAAAACAAAAUUAACAAAUAUAUGAAUAACAGUAUUUACUAAAUAAAAAAUGUUACCAUAUAAAAGAAAACUAUUAAAUUUAAAUAUACUAUUAUAACAUUUUUAUAAUUAAAAUACUUAAUUCUUAAAUUUUAGGUAACAGAAAUAGUUUUUAGAACGAACCAAUGUGUUUGAAUUAGAAUGAUUAUGUACAAACCGACACCCUUCGUGCAUUAUUAAUUAAUUCAUACUCAUCAUUGUUUUAAAAUCAAAAUUAAUAAUUGACUUUAAGAACAAACUGUCAUAAAAAUAAUUUGUAAUAUAUUUUUAUUGUUGCUUUGCUUGAGAUUACUAACGUUCAGCUCAUCUAAUUAAAGUAUUAAAAUAUCUCGUAGGUACUUAAUUGCUUGUGAUAUUUAAAUAUGUUGCCAGUAUCGAUAUACUUUUUUUUUCAAAUAUGUUGUGAUGUUUUGUUGUUUAAAUAUGGUUGUACUUUGUUUUAUAUAAUUCAAAAUUAUUUAUUGAAUGUAAACGCUAGCAAUCAAAUACGAUAGUCUCACUAAUUCUUUUGCUUUUUGUUCAGGUAGUUGUAAAUAAAAAUGUUACCUUUGAACUAAGACCCUUAGCUUAUGUUUUUAAUCCUCUUCCGUGUAAAAACAACUCUUAGAUUCGGUUUUAUUUUAUAGAACUCAAGUUACAGAAAGUUGUUCUUAUGAAACUUAUUAUACCAAGUGCUUAAGAUAUGAACACUUGCUAUAAUGGCUCGUUUCUAAACAGUAUUUGUGAAAAAGAAACCUUACCACGCACACAAUAAUGAGUGAUUUCAUUUGCUAGUCAUACGCAAGUAAGCGCACUUCUAAAAUAAUUAUUUAUUGUGAAUUAUUCUAUUGUAAUACAAUUAUAUAAAGGUUGUUAAUUAUGCUUUUUAAUGUAAUAAAAUGUUAACAA